Colletotrichum chrysophilum is the source of this 2271-nucleotide messenger RNA. RefSeq lists its product as uncharacterized. Bases 1 to 2271 code for a protein of 756 amino acids. The record is from RefSeq and is a predicted model, not a curated record. The transcript is spliced from 4 exons. NCBI's taxonomy places the organism in Eukaryota, Fungi, Ascomycota, Sordariomycetes, Glomerellales, Glomerellaceae.
AUGGCAGACAUCGAGGCCAACAUCAAGAGCGACUGCGCAGCUCAGAUCUUUGCCGUUUUCCCGGAUAUCUGCCCCGAGUACUUCGAGAAGACAGCAACGGAGCUUCUUUACGAUGUCGACAAAAUCAUUGAGGAGAUUCUAGGCGCUUCCUCAUAUCCUAAGAAAGCCCGCCCAAAAAGUCUCAAGCGCAAACGCGAGUCUCCGGCCGAAAAGGAUGAGGUUUCCAAGGUACGACAACUUUACGACUUCGCCAAUCGUCCUCCGGAGAGAGCACAAAUCUACAUUAGUAUCUCGAAGAAAGUGCUCUCCCAAGACUUCCCGCGAGCUACUAUCAAGAGUAUCACGAAACUACUAGCAGAGCACAAUAAUUGUCUGAUGCAGACAUAUCUCGCUUUGGAUGAGAUCACCCGCGACUGGAAAUCAGGCAAAACUAAAGCGCGCUUCGAUUUCAAGAAAACCAGAACGCCACCUAAUCCGGAGCUUGAGCCGGCGAAUUUAGAUGGGACUAUUCGCGACUCAACAACUCCUGACAGGACAAGAGCUCUCGAGGAACUACGGGCUGCUCGGCAGGUAUGCGAAGCAGAACAGUCCAGGCGGAACUCGGCAAGGGCCAAAGUUCUCGAGGAAGAAAACAACUUCAAGCAAGCCCAGGAAGAAGGGACUAUUGCUGAAUGUGGCUGCUGCUUCGACGAACGACCGCUGAACCGCAUGGUUCACUGCGACAACCCGGACGCUGAGCACCGGGCGAUCUUCCUCGACGACAAGCUGCAAGCAGCGCUCGACCGCAUAGGAUUUGAAGCAGCUCUACAAGCCCAAGGCUUCGAGAAUCUCUCAGCAUGUCCGUUCUGUCCAUACGCCGCCGACUGCCCUCCAGUCGAGGAGGACAAAGAGUUCAGGUGUGCCAACCCUGAAUGCGAGAUCGUCAGCUGCCGCCUAUGUAAAGAAGAGACACAUGUUCCCCGGACAUGUGAGGAGGCCGCAGCCGAAAACGGAAUAUCGGAGCGGCGCAAAAUCGAGGAGGCCAUGUCUGAGGCCUUGAUCCGCAAAUGCAACAAAUGCGGCACUCCUUUUAUUAAAGAGGAAGGCUGCAACAAGAUGACUUGCACCAGGCCAGGGUGCAGAAAUGUGCAGUGCUAUGUUUGCUCUAAAUCUUGCGCAUACGAUCACUUUGACGACGCUGCCAGAGGGGGAAAGAAGGGAAACUGCCCCCUCUUCGAACAGACCGAGGUUCGCCACGAGAAAGAAGUUCGGCAGGCCGAGGAGGAAGCCCGCCAGAAGGUCUUAGCAGCCAAGCCCAAGUUGAACGAAGGGCUUCUCAAGUUCAACAUGUCUGAGCAUGUCACGAAGGGGGAGAAGAAAACCCGAAGUAUGGCACACAUUGAACGAGGUCCGCAAGUAGUCCAGCGUCGGCACGCAGGUGUCGACCAGGUCGGAGAAGCUAUGAGACUGCAUCUGGAUCCAGACGCACUAGCUGCUGAGCAAAGAAUCCAGGCUGUAAUUGCCGGUGAGCAGGCCGCCUGGAACAAUCGGUUAGGUCUUCAUCAACCCAUCGCGCAAAACCCAUCGCAGGCUCAGCCUCCUGAGCAGCCCAAGCCGGUUCGCCUGGCCAGACCAGCCCAGCCGGCAAUACAGCAAGCGAUGGCUCUACAACACGGAGCAAAUGCACUGCCCGGAGCUCAGAAUCUUGCGGCCGGUGGUCCACAAAUUGCGGCGCCCUACAAUCCUGUGGUUCCUAGGUAUCCGUCAAAGUUGCCUUUGCCGAUUCAGCAACCGCUUUUCCCAGAGCCGAUUCCCCCAGCAGCGUAUCAGUUUCAGGCUGGCAACAAUGGUAACCAGUCUGCCCAGCAGAGACAGCCACUCGCGCAACACCAUGUGGUUCGGCCACAUCGUGACGGACACAAUACUGGAAGGCAGGUACCGAACGCAGCGGCCAGAGCCGCUCCGCAGGCGGUGAAUGGUCUUUUCGGGGUUCCUGAUGCCGUCGCCAACAACAACUGGAAUCAACUGAAUAUGCCGCCAUUUGGCGGGGGACUCGAUCCAUUCGAACUCGAUAUUGGCUUCGAAUUGGGACUCAUGGCUCAGCAACCCGCCAAUAUUGACCACUCCUAUCCGCUGUCACUGUUCGGUGCCGAGGCGAACAACCCUCCUGUGCCAGGUGGCAUGAACUUUGGCAACAAUGCUUAUGGGAAUCCGGUGAACUAUGUGGUUCAGCAACCAAGGGAUGCAUCCGAGCUCGGGAGAACUAGAGAUAACCCCCUGGAGCUCGACUAG